GGCUGUAUCUAUAUCAUUGCGUUUUUGUUUUUUGCAUAGUUCAGAAUGGUUUUCACGUUGUUUGAAAAUAUGUGUUGCAAAUAUGUGAAGUUAAACACAUCCUUCACACGAAUUCCAAGAACUUCGUGCAGUUGGAUAAAUGUCACAGAAUCUCAAAUGGCUUUCAUUGGCUCAAAAUCAGGUCCACGUUGGGUGCUUUACAUGCCUUCACCAAGCUUCCGGGGUGGAGGGAAAUUAAAAUGACGGAGGAACGUGACCGACUUGUCCGACUGGUACGAAAUGCGGAUGAGCGAAAAUACCACGCAUGCGCCUUUAUUUGCACGACACUUAAUAAAUAUCUCAUCAGAGUAACGGUGGUAGGCUUUGUGGAAAACAACAGAUUAGGGCACAAAUCACUCGCUGUGGGCUGUGAAAACAGUACCGGUAGUUCCACUUCACCAUGUUUUCCUUGGUUAUUCCACUGUUGAGUUUGCUGGUCACGUGGUUUGGAGUUGUGAAAGCCCAGUAUGGAUGUGCGGCAACUUUGUGUGUACAAGGACAUUAUUGUAAAGAAAUCCCGACGCGGUGCUAUCGUCCUCCGUGCCCUACACAGGCCGUGUGCGUACCCAUUACGUCAUCAACCCGGGCACCACAAGUAAACAAACCGGGCAGGUGUCCUGGGUACCAAACCGGAAUACAAGCCCGCCAUUUCCCGUCAUGCCCCGCGAGAUGCUCGUCCGACAGCUCGUGUCCCGGAAGUCAGAAGUGCUGCUUCUACGGUUGUGGCAUGCGCUGUGUGUCAGUGCAGACAACUCAGCCAACCAAACCCGGUUCCUGUCCACGAGCCCCUUACGGCGUGGUGACCCCGUGCGUUGUCGGAUGCACUUCUGACCAAUCUUGCUCCGGUAGCCUGAAAUGCUGCUCGUGGGGGUGCAGCCGACGGUGCAUGUCCCCCUCGGGUACAGUUACAAGCAAACCAGGGUAUUGUCCGCGGCUAUAUAUCACUGGGUUUUGCAUCCGUUACGAAGACAACUGUCAGUCCGACACCCAGUGUCCAAGGUCGAUGAAAUGUUGUCGUAGUCUUUGUGGGAGAGCAUGCUCUUUACCAACAAGGUUCCCAGCCAUCGGUUAAAGUAGGACACCGGGAAGUGACACGUACACAAUGUUUCUAAAACUGGAUACGACUCCUUUUUCUUAGAAAACAUCUGGCGCGAAGGUGUUCGUCAGAUUCAAGCAAUAGCAAAUGUCACUUUUUAUCUAAGGAAUUCUCCUAAAACUGUUGCGAAAGUCCACUGUCAUGCACUACAUUAUCAUUUUCAGUUUAGUUCAAAUUUGAAUAUAGUUAAUACUUCUAAGAAAAUCAAUUAUCUGUGUACGUUACAUUUUAGCAAAAAUUUCAAGUUACCAAAAGUCAGUUCCAGUUUCAUUUUUUUUUUUGAAGACUGUCAACAUCUUAAUUCAUCAAAGAUUGAACAUUGUUAAAUAAAAGCUUUCAUUAACCCAGAA
Liolophura sinensis is the source of this 1485-nucleotide messenger RNA. Its product is annotated as whey acidic protein-like. Gene Ontology annotation, biological process: antibacterial humoral response; innate immune response. NCBI's taxonomy places the organism in Eukaryota, Metazoa, Mollusca, Polyplacophora, Chitonida, Chitonidae. Gene Ontology annotation, molecular function: serine-type endopeptidase inhibitor activity. The transcript has 5 exons. The record is from RefSeq and is a predicted model, not a curated record. Gene Ontology annotation, cellular component: extracellular region. Bases 440 to 1111 code for a protein of 223 amino acids.